Durusdinium trenchii is the source of this 1203-nucleotide messenger RNA. NCBI's taxonomy places the organism in Eukaryota, Dinophyceae, Suessiales, Symbiodiniaceae. The record is from the annotation of a GenBank genome assembly.
GUUAGCCCAACCACAACGGACCGCUGUGGAGCUGGGUCGCCAUGGCGGAAAGAAGCUAUUUCAGGGAUGACGUCCUUGAAGGUCGCGUGGCCUUGAUCACCGGUGGCGGAAGUGGAAUUGGCUUCGAAGUGGCACGACAAUUUGGGCUACAUGGCUGUAAAGGUGUGGUCUUGAUGGGCCGAAGGAAGCAGUUUCUGGACAAGGCAGUGGAACUCCUGAAGAAAGAUAAUAUUCAGGCUGUGUGCUUUGCAGGAGAUGUGCGGAACUCAGAAAACUGCAGCGCAGCCGUGGCACUGGCCGUGGAGACGUAUGGUGGACUGGACGUUCUGGUCAAUGCUGCUGCAGGCAACUUCCUUGCAGCUGCAGAGGAAAUCUCUGGGAACGGUUUCAAAGCGGUGAUGGACAUCGAUGCAGUUGGCACCUUCAAUGUGACGCGUGCGGCCUUUGAAGCCUUGCGACAAUCACCGUACGGUGGCGUGGUGACCAGCAUUACUGCAACGUUGCACUAUACGGCGACCUGGUACCAGACUGCGCCCGUCGCAGCCAAGGCUGCCAUCGAUGCCAUGACUAGAAACCUGGCCCUGGAGUGGGGCGAGUUCGGCCUCCGCUGCAACGCCGUGGCGCCGGGUCCCAUCGCCGAGACGCCGGGCCUCGAGAAGCUGAGUGGAGGAAAAGAGAUCUCUUGGGAUUGGAUCCCUGCCAGGCGAGCUGGUACCAAGGGAGAGAUUGCCUCUGCUUGCAUCUACUUGUGCCUGAAUCGUUGCUUGGCGGUCCGUCCUCUUGGCCUUUCGCGAUGAUGGAUACAUCCGACCGCCAACAUCCGACUGUUUCGUUGAGCCUCAAUAGGCUACAUCACUGGGCAAACUCUCCCGGUGGACGGCGGCGAGUGGUUCGGCAAGAAGCCCAUGAUGCCCAGGGAGGUCGUGUCCCAGAUCUCUCGCGGAGUUGAGAAGCAGUCUCGGUCCAUGGGGCCUGGAGCAAAAUCGAAGUUGUAGCUGGUCCAAAGGGACAGGCGGACAGGUGGCAUUGACCUUGCCCUCCUGAAAGAACUGAUGUCCAAGUGAUCUACUGUACCCCUCCAAAAAAGCGUCCGAAGCCCCCACGGUGGAUUUUCUGUGAGCUCGGGCAAUGCUCUGCACUUGGCACGUUUGGUGUAAGUCGGGCAGCCCUUGAGCCUUGACUCAGUGAAGGUCAGCUGCGCGG